AUGGCAAAUAUUAAGUCUAAUGCUACGAGUACGUACAAGCAGCGAACGGCCACGGAUAUACGUACACCCACCACACACUCGGCAUUACCCCCCGGCAUUCAGCGAAUCACUGGUGCCGAAAACGCCAGCAGGCCAGUCGACACCCAAAUCUCGGUCUCUCCCUUCCCUUUCCUCUCUCGCUACCCGCCCUUUCUAAGCAAGAGUCACCACUGCCAGCUAUUCGCGAGUACGUUAGUUACAGGAUUACAGUACAGUCUGUUUGACUAG
Talaromyces marneffei is the source of this 267-nucleotide messenger RNA. RefSeq lists its product as uncharacterized. The transcript is spliced from 2 exons. Lineage: Eukaryota; Fungi; Ascomycota; Eurotiomycetes; Eurotiales; Trichocomaceae. The coding region runs from base 1 to 267 and encodes 88 amino acids. The record is from RefSeq and is a predicted model, not a curated record.